UGUCAACUUUUUCAUCAUCAUCAUAUAACAAUUAAAAGGAGGCCCUGUUUCCGAAUACCGAAUAAUAUUUACUAUUACUCCUACGCGAUUUGUAUUCAUCACAUUCAUUGCCCUGUGAUAAUGAUGACGUGGUUCUACUCCGCCUCUGCCGCCGCCACUCUCCUCCUCUUCUUCAGCCCCUCACUUGUCGAUCUGGAUCAUCACAGACCCCCUCAACUCCCAGGAGUUAGCAUUGAAAGGCCGGUGUUAGAGGUCACCCCUGCCCCCCUUUCCGUUCAUUCAGCUACUUAUGGUGAUGAUGUACAAAACACUUUACGAUGUGCCCGUGUUGCCAUUUAUGGCAUCUCAAGAUUGAAUCUUCUGAGCUAUGCUAGUUCAUUCCACAUUUCUGUGGCUCCCUCAGCCGCAAUCCCAGAGAGGCUACAUAGCCAAGUUCAGGUUUGUCUGCAUAGGGACAUUUCACUUGGAUUGUGUGAGUGCCAAAAGGAUGAAUGGGAGAGUGUGCAGAAGGGGAUCUGGAGUGCUGUUAUGUCACCCUACGAAACUAGAUAUGUUGAUGUCAGGAUCAAUGGUCAAAUACCAGCUUCUGUUACAAUUGCUCUUGAAGAAGAUCUUCAGGAUUGGUCUCUUACUAGUCUUGUACUUGGAUUGGCAUUGCUGUUCGCUCCAAUUAUUACCAGUCGGGUUCCAUUUUGCCACAGCAGUUCAUUGGUUACAGUGAUCUUUCUUGUCAUUGUAAUUCAACUAUUUGAGGUUGCUAUUUUUGUAAUCCUGAGCAUCAUCUUGGCUGGUGCUUUAGUUUACUCAGUUGUUAGUAGGUUUGUUUUUUCAGAACAAGAUGGUACUAUCGCUGCUGGGGUUGCUCGGUUUGUCAAGUGGGAAAUGCGCAUCAUAGGAUACACCUUUAUUUUUCAGGAUACUGAUGAAUUCACGAGAGGGUAUUUCUCAACCUAUCACAACCUGGGAAACCGAGAGAUGUUCAUAGAGAAUCAGUGGGUUGAGUUGACUCGAAGAUGCACUGAGCAAGCCUUAGCAGACUUGAUGGCAUCUCCGGCUUUCAUUGCCUGGUUGACUGAGAAUACAGGCCGGAUACGAGUUGAUCCACAUGAACCAGCCGAGAAUGUUAGCAGGCUAGGAGCAUUAAGGAACGUACUUCCAUGGCCAUGGCCUUUUCAAGAAGAUUCAGAAAUCUAAGUAUGAGAAAAAUGAAUACUCUGAUUGGAGAAGUUAAAAGAUUGUGAGAGAGUUGGUCUGGAUCAUUAACUGCUGAUGUGCCUGAUGGAUGGUAAAAUUUGAAUGGGAUGCUUGUCGUUUAUCCGGCAUGGCCUUACACUUGAUGUCCAUCACUUCCUUGAAUAUGGGUUCACAGAUUGAGGUGGUUCUUGGUCUUUUGUGGUUAGUGUAUAGGUUCUUGUUCUGAUUUGCAUUUGCAUAGGUCAUCAUUUUGGGCUGAAUAAUGUUGUGUUCAUUAUGAGUUGCUCAGUUUUGUUUUAUCGUUGGUUAUGUUGGUCUGGUUUUGGUUGAGAUUCUUCUGUACAAAGUGAUCAGACCACCCACACAGCAGCCUAUGUUUUCCACUGCCACAUUGUUCACGACUUGGUCAACGUCUAUCGUCCAACACAUGCAUUGUUAUAGUUUUCUGCUUAUGCAUCUGCACCACAUAACGCUGAUGAGAUGAUGGAACUGUCUGGGAAAAGGCUGGGUUUUGAAGGAAGGGGAAUAGCAGUGAGAAUGUGUUUCUGGGGUUAGGGGAUGUAUACAUUAUUACUGUUGUCUUAACAGUUUCUCUGCCUCAUGUAGCUGCACCUUGGAAUUGGAGAGCUAAAGAAAUGAAUAGAAUGAUAAAGUGGAGGUGGAAGGAUACCACACAUGUCAAUAUAUGUAGUACAUAUUGUAAUUGUGUAAGCUGUCUUUGUGAUACAUGGAUAAGAUUAUAUAUUUUUCUCUAUUUAUUAAUUGAAUAAAUAAUCUUUUUUGUGUG
This is a messenger RNA of Arachis ipaensis, 1981 nucleotides long. Lineage: Eukaryota; Viridiplantae; Streptophyta; Magnoliopsida; Fabales; Fabaceae. The record is from RefSeq and is a predicted model, not a curated record.